This is a messenger RNA of Xyrichtys novacula (pearly razorfish), 948 nucleotides long. The record is from the annotation of a GenBank genome assembly. Lineage: Eukaryota; Metazoa; Chordata; Actinopteri; Labriformes; Labridae.
AUGAAUGAUGCUCAAGUGGUCUGCAGACAAUUGGGCUGUGGGCCAGCUGUAAAUGCUCCACAGAGUGCCCAUUUCGGUCAAGGGAGUGGACCAAUUUUUCUGGAUGAUGUGGCAUGUUCAGGAAGUGAAAGCUAUCUAAGUGAUUGUCGGCAUCCAGGAUUUGGGACAGAAAACUGUGGACAUGGUGAGGAUGCUGGUGUGGUCUGCUCAGGUAAGAACACCAAUCUUAAUGUUAAUCAGCUAUUCUGUUUUUUCAUUGUCUGUGUAACUUGUAAGAAGAGCUGUCAGGAUUUAACAAAAAGGGCACUGCAACCCAGUAGCAUGCUUUGAAAAUGAAAAGAAAAGCUUGCCUCUUAGAUACUCAUUACCUGUGUGUUAACUAAUUGUAUGUUUAUGCUUGUCUGUGAGGCAACCUAGGCUCAGUGGUAGAGUUGGUCAUCGGGAAAUAAGAGGUUACAAAUUGUUGAAACUGUUCAUAGAGUUAAGCAAAAAAGGCAGAUAUGGCUGAAAGGGAACUAUGUAAUUUUUGGAUAAACUAAUUGAUUGUUUUAUCCAUUCAGUGUGUCCAGUACCAGUGGUGUUUUUGGCUGAUGCUGGGACUUUGCUGUUGCUGUUGCUAUUGCUGUUGCUGUUGCUGUUCAUGGUGUUCAUGGUGUUGAUGGUGGUCUGCAUAAUUUGCAAAAGGAGUAAGCAAGCCAAGCAGCCUGAAACCCUGGACCAAACCCAAUGUACUUACCACAAUAACAAUAUAAAAUACACAGCUCCCCCUGAGAUCUUUCAUAAAUACUAACAUAUUGUCCUUAUACUUCUGUUUUAGUGGCUGUGAGAGCGGUGAACUACGACAAAGUUGAAGAAGUUGAAGACUUGGAGUAUGAGAAUCUUGAUUUUAUCAAAACUGAGAAGAACUUCAAAACGGAAACAGAAGGUGGGGACGAAGACUGUGAAUAG